This is a messenger RNA of Thunnus maccoyii (southern bluefin tuna), 2737 nucleotides long. RefSeq names its product voltage-dependent calcium channel gamma-1 subunit-like. The record is from RefSeq and is a predicted model, not a curated record. Gene Ontology annotation, molecular function: voltage-gated calcium channel activity; calcium channel regulator activity. The transcript is spliced from 5 exons. Lineage: Eukaryota; Metazoa; Chordata; Actinopteri; Scombriformes; Scombridae. Gene Ontology annotation, cellular component: L-type voltage-gated calcium channel complex; membrane. Bases 178 to 870 code for a protein of 230 amino acids. Gene Ontology annotation, biological process: regulation of calcium ion transmembrane transport via high voltage-gated calcium channel; calcium ion transmembrane transport.
GGGGACUUGAAACUAGGGCAGAGCAGUCUGGCCCCUUUCCCUUCGAACCAGAGGCACAGAUUUACGACAGGGGGGAGAGAAGACACUGGUCUUAGGCGGAGAGGGAAAAAGAAAAGAGAUUUUUUAGGAAGCUUGCUGCAGUCACUGAGGAAAGAAGCCUUUGGGACACAGACCAUCAUGCACAAGCGCACAAAGAUAAAGAUUGCCAUCUUCGUGCUGCUGGUGGGUAUGGCUUGUAUGUUCACAGCGGUGGUAACGGACCACUGGGCAGUUCUCAGCCCACGGGUGGAGAAACUCAAUGAGACCUGCGAGGCAGCCCACUUUGGCCUGUGGAGGCUGUGCAAGAAGCACAUCUACAUCAGCUCGGAAAACUACGUCGAGGGGCAUGGCUGCGGACCCAUCAGCCUGCCUGGAGAGGAAAACUGCACGUACUUCAGGCACUUCACUCCAGGGCAGGAUGCUGAGAUAUUUGAAUACAAAACACAAAAAGAGUACAACAUCUCCGCUGCAGCCAUCUCCAUCUUCAGUCUGGCCUUCAUUAUCUUGGGGUCUCUCUGUUUGGUGGGAUCAUGUACCGGUAAAGGCAAAGGAAGAGACUAUCUCCUCAAACCUGCUGGCAUGUUCUUCGCAUUUGCAGGACUGUGUUCCUUCAUCUCACUGGAGGUGAUGCGUCAGUCAGUCAAGCGCAUGAUCGAGAGCGAGGACACGAUCUGGAUCGAAUACUACUACGCCUGGUCCUUCGCUUGUGCCUGCGUGGGCUUUGUCCUCCUCUUUCUCUGCGGCAUCGCCCUCCUGAUCCUCUCCAUGCCCCAGAUGCCCAGGAAUCCAUGGGAGACAUGCAUGGACGCUGAGCCGGAUCAAGCAGAGUGAUAGCUAGACAAGACAGAUUCAGUAAAUGCAGGAUGUGAGCGGCUGUGUCUUUUGUUUUUAAGUACAGAUGUUAGAGAUUCAUUUCAAGAACAAGAGGCCCAUAAAAAGCCACCCAUAAGGAACUGGUUCUUGUGUGGAUCAACCAUAGCCAUGAUGGUAAAUUUACCUUUACCGACCAUAAUACGGUGACUUGAACAUGGGCAGUUUCAUAUGUUUGCCUUAUCCUGUAUGUCCAAUCAGAGUGUAAAAAUAAACAACACCUCCUGGUUCAUGAUGGAGAUCAGGACUCAAAUCUGACCUGUGGCUUUAAAACAACUAUGCUUCACAGAAAGAGCAAGAUAAAUACAAUUUGUAAUAGUACUUUUAGUACGCUUACUUUUUUCCCUCUACAACACAAUAUUGCUCACAUGUCACUGUUACAUGACCCUGGUCUGGUUUGGUCCACCAAAUGUCAUCAUUAUGCAGUUCAAAAAAUAUACGUCAUAUUUUAGAUUUAUAUGCAUUUUGAGAAUAUAGUGCAUACAGUUGUAUGUCCUAUAUAUGUGCUGCAUUAUGUAUGAUAUCUUGUACAUAUCUAAUGUUUGUCUGUUAUUUUUUGUAUGGGAUCACUCAAGGAAUCACUUACUUACAAGGAAUGGCAAUUAAGUAAGAGAGCUCAAGAUAUAUAUAUAUGUACUGUAUAUUAAAAUGUUAAGUUGUGUAUUUAUAAAAAUUUAUAAUGAAAAUUUAACGAUAAGAUAUCUAUUACAUUACAAAGUUCUUGGGUAAAUUAAUGAUUUAGAGAAGAAUACAAGCACAAAGCAGGGUUGUGUGUGCGUGUGUGUGUGUGUGUGUGUGUGUGUGUGUGUGUCAGACUGAAUGCUAAACACCCGCACAGUCUGCAGCAAUGAUCAUGUUGGAAAAGGUUCAGUUCUAGCAGGUGCACAUACAAGGCCUUUUACUUUUUCCCCAAACCGAACUGAAAAAAAUAAAAUAAAAAAAAAUAAAAAGAAAAUCACAUUUUCACGUGUCACGACCUAUUUGAUACGUGUUGCAAAUUGGUUUUUAUCCUCCAUGUUACUAGUAGAGAGAACUAUGGGGUUUUUAUGAGGUUCAUGAAAGGACAGAACAUUCAGACUUGAAGACUUGCAAAAAAAACCCUCAAAAAACAUCAUGCUGUUUUGUUUUAGAACUAAAAGAAAAUGCGACACAUGGCUUGUUUGAGCUGCUUUGGUUCAGUUGGGUUUGAGAAGCAGUAUCACCUGUAGGCCUCCACAGUGCAACCGAGACCGUGCGACAUAACAAUCAACAUCAACAGCUGUUCAGUUGGUGCAGCAGAGAGUUUAGAAAUGUGUCAUGAUAGAAAAUGCUGUGAAAUUUCAGGCUCUGCAUGUUUUUUCUGUAUGAUCUCGAGGUUGCGUUGUAUUGUACAUAGCAGCUGUGGGUAUUCUGACACACUUUAAGUCUCUGAAUCAGACAUUUGUUUAUACUCGGCAUUGCCCAUGAAAUACAGGUGAGCAGUUCUGCAGUUAACAGAGUUUUUGUGCAGAACCUGGUGUAACGUCAAGGUGGAUUUCACCGCUCUGUUAUGCAGUAAAUAGCUUGUGAGAGCUGCAAAGCAUCCAUGCCUUGAGCUUGUUCAGGACAAAAGUCCAGUUAGUUUAUUUCUUAAUACAUAUUGUUUGACUUGAUUGUGACUUUCGCUUGAAACAAUUAGGUAAAAGACGGUAAAAUCAGCAGUAAUGGCGACUGCUAACAUGAACUUUGUACGUUCUUAGUCUUUCUUACUUUGUCUUGCAAUGAAAUAAGUUUUGGAAUGCAGUAGAUCUCGUGUGUUUGUUUGUUAUAUGCUAUAACUUUGUAAUGAAAAUUAAAUCUUGAAAAGCUC